Sciurus carolinensis (gray squirrel) is the source of this 555-nucleotide messenger RNA. RefSeq names its product major urinary protein 4-like. The record is from RefSeq and is a predicted model, not a curated record. NCBI's taxonomy places the organism in Eukaryota, Metazoa, Chordata, Mammalia, Rodentia, Sciuridae. Gene Ontology annotation, molecular function: small molecule binding; odorant binding.
AUGAAGCUCCUGCUGCUGUGUCUGGGACUGGCCCUAAUCUGUGCGCACACGGAAGGAACCCAUGAUGUUGUGACAAGCAACUUUGAUCCGUCAAAGUAUUCAGGGGAGUGGUAUUCCAUUCUCUUGGCCUCUGAUCACAAGGAAAAGAUAGAAGACGGUAGCAUGAGAGUUUUUGUGGAUUACAUCCACACCUUGCAGAACUCUUCCUUAAGCUUCAAAUUCCAUAUGAUUAUAAAUGGAGAGUGUACUGAAAUUGUGUUUGUUUGUGACAAAACAGAAGAGGAUGGUGUAUAUUCUGUUGAAUAUGACGGACAUAAUACAUUUAGAGUACUUGAAACGGACUAUGAUGACUAUAUUAUUUUUCAUCUCAUAAAUGAAAAUAAUGGGGAUACACUCCAAAUGAUGGAGCUCUACGGUCGAACACCAGACUUGACAUCAGAACUCAAGCACAAAUUCGUGAAACUUUGUCAAAAAUAUGGAAUUGUUAAGGAAAACGUAUUGGACCUGACCACAGUUGACCGCUGUAUCCAGUCCCGAGAUGGAGGAGAGCCCUAA